AUGAAUACUUCCGCUGCAAAGAGGGAAGAAAACGUAAUUUACACGUAUCUUCGAUCAAUGGAGUUGGAGGAAAAGAGAAGACCAAUGAAGGAUUACAUGGAGAUACUUCAGAGAUACAUUACUCCAGAAUUGAGAGGAAAAUUGGUGGAUUGGUUAGUAGAAGUUGCUGAAGAAUACAAGCUUCAUAAUGAUACACUUCAUCUUGCUGUAUCAUACAUAGAUAUAUUCCUAUCUUCUCACCCUAUCAGAAGGAUCAACCUUGAAUUGUUGGGUGUUUCAUCCUUCUACAUUGCAUCGAAGUAUGAAGAUAUUACCCCACCCCAAGUGCAAGAUUUAUGCUUUACUACACGUGAUAAAUUCAACAAGGAAGAGGUUCAAGAGAUGGAAAAUAAAAUACUCAAGACCCUAGAUUUUGAUCUGAGCAACCCUACUGUUAUGACUUUUCUAAGGCAAGAAAGUGCCAAAUCUGAUUCAUAUUUGCAGUUUGAGUUCUUGACUAAUUAUCUUGCUGAGCUAAGUUUAUUGGAUUAUGAUUGUUUGAGCUUCUUGCCUUCUUUGGUGGCGGCGUCUGUUGUAUUUCUUGCUAGAAUCAUUUUUUGGCCUAAAUCUCUUCCAUGGACAAAAGCCCUGCAAGAAUACUCUGAGUAUAAACCAGUUGAGUUGAGAGAAUGUGUUCUCGUCUUACAUGAUUUGCAUACAUCCGAAAAGGGAGCAUCCUUUAAAGCUAUUCGAACGAAAUACAAGCAGCACGAGUUCGAAUAUGUGGCAGACCUGUCUUCGCCUCCUCGUUUACCAAGUUUUCUGUUUGGAGUGACGGAGUUGGAUGUGGUUCCAUGA
This is a messenger RNA of Medicago truncatula (barrel medic), 837 nucleotides long. Its product is annotated as cyclin-A3-2. The transcript has 7 exons. NCBI's taxonomy places the organism in Eukaryota, Viridiplantae, Streptophyta, Magnoliopsida, Fabales, Fabaceae. The record is from RefSeq and is a predicted model, not a curated record. The coding region runs from base 1 to 837 and encodes 278 amino acids. Gene Ontology annotation, molecular function: cyclin-dependent protein serine/threonine kinase regulator activity. Gene Ontology annotation, biological process: mitotic cell cycle phase transition.